UGACACGGAAGUGACGACAAACUUUCAGACGAAUGAAAAUAAUCAUUUCCUGUCAUCAUUGAAGACAUUUUCCCACCUUUCGGAAGCCUUUGCUCGGCGACAGAGUUUUAUCUUGUCUCAGAUUCUAAGAAGGAAGAAAUGACGGAAGUGGACUGUGCAGCGAAUCUCAACGAAUUCAUUAACACAGGGCGGACAGGUCGACGGAAUGCUGUGCCCGACAUACUGGACGAUAAGCUUAGCAAAGUCGGGACGGGAAAUUUAGCCUUUGAUAUGGAAAAAUUACAAUGCUCAGACGCCCCAUCAGAGUCAACGUCUAACAAUUCAUCAUCACCCUCAGCGGGUGCGGAGGGCGGAGCAGACACUGGGAACUCUCAGGGGACAUAGCAAUGUCACGAGACACUGGUGUCGGUCUCUGAGGAGAAACUCCUAUUGUGCCUAACUCAGCUGUGAUGAUCCAAGUGUUUUAGAGUACUUAAGUUCUGACUUAAUUCAGGUUGAAGUCCACCCCUUGUUGGCACAUAUAGUUGUUCAGCAGAGGAACUAUUGCAAUGGCCCUGUUAUGGAGAUCUUCUGCAGCGGAGAUUUGUUUUCUAGCUAUCUUGCUAGGGCAGGAGACUGGUGAAAAGUGAGAAUGUGGAAACUAAAAACAUUGCUGGCACCCUCGUGGAAUUGUGCCCCUUUUUGUUUAGUUAAUAGGACUGCGUUUCCAUGGAAAUAGAGGAGCAGCCUGCAGGUUUGGCACAUCAUUGCACAUGGCUUUUAGUUGAUUACUGUGUAACAUGUGGGAGCCAAGUAUAAUGCACAGUACAAUGAUAAACAAGUAGGAGCCUACCUUGAUAGGUUGGGCCUUGGAUUGGAGAAUAUAUUAACACAGGAACUACAGACUGGUUAUCUGAGUCUGAAUGUUGACCAUCAAAGGUCAGUGUUCAGAGGUCAGUUAUUCAAGUCGAUCAGUUAUGUGUGGAGAAAAGUGCCGCCAUCUCCACAAGUUUUAUCACUUAAGGGAGAUAAUCCAGUGCUUUGGAUUGGUGCCAACAUGCUGUUGUUUUUAAACAUGCUUUUUCAUGAUUGUCUCCCAUUAUUAACUGAGUUUGUCUUUAUUACUAUAAAAUAUCUCAAGGUGAAUCUACGAAGAAAAAAGUUGAAGUGGAAAUAAACUUUUUUUUGUAAAUUUGUAUGUAACUUACGGCAGAUACUGUUUCUACAGAUACAGCCUAAGGAACAUGAUGGUCUUGUUUUAUGCACCGGAUGAGUUGUACAUGUAAUUUAUGGUUUUCCCCAUUUGAAUAGUCAAUCAUUAAAUGUGCAUGUAGUUUAUUUUUUUACAUUGCUCGGCUUUGAUGUCUUGCCUCAUGUUGUCAUGCUAAUGUGUAAACCCAUCAUGUAUGACAACAUUUUUUCACAUUUUCUGUUCAUUAAAAUGUCAGUGAAUGUUUUCAGCUUAAAGUACUUACAAGGAAAAUGUGUAUUUUGCAGCCAAAAGCAGCAUUCUCCUAAAUAUGCAGAAAAAGACUUGAACAAAAUUUAUUUUCAGUACACCUGCUUGUAUGCUGUAAUAUUUUUCAACCUGCAGAACCUAUUCCUCAAAUGGACUGAUUCAGAUGUGUUUUGUUACACCAUGGAAAAGGCCACUGGGCUAGUCCACUCUGGUGUAAAAGGUGGUUACUUGUGUAUCCCCCACCCUCAUGAAAUGUACAGCAUUUGACCUAAAUUUUAACUUUUUCUUCUGUUCUUGAGUGAUUUUCCACCAUAUAGAUCCAAUUAAGAAUUUUUUUUUGUGAAGUUCACUCUUGGCAAAAAAUUUAAUCUUGUCAUCCAAAGGUUCAUUUUAAGGACUUUAUGUUCAUCUGAAAUUUGAACAUACCUAAUUGUUGGUGAAAUACAGUAAUUUUAAAGAAUGACUAAUAUAUGUUUGUACAAAUUUGUACAUUUCUGUUAUUUUGUUUUCUUUAAUUAAAGGGAAAAGAAUUGUCAA
Molecule: messenger RNA, 1975 nt
Organism: Liolophura sinensis
Lineage: Eukaryota; Metazoa; Mollusca; Polyplacophora; Chitonida; Chitonidae
Product: cAMP-dependent protein kinase inhibitor gamma-like
Exons: 3
Coding region: 139-384 (81 amino acids)
Biological process (GO): negative regulation of protein kinase activity
Molecular function (GO): cAMP-dependent protein kinase inhibitor activity
Source: RefSeq, a predicted model, not a curated record